GCCAUGACCAGUCCGAUCCGAUUCCUUCCCCUUCCUCCUUUCCCUAGGUACUCGUGCAUAUUCGCGGCGGUCCGCUGCGCCCUAGACAGUCCACAGCUCCGGGGGCCGCGCGGCAUACCCUGCAUAAGCGCGCCGGCUGAGUAGAUACAGUAUUGCCGUUUCCGCCAUUCUCGCCGUCUACAGCCGUCGUUUCUUUCGUCGACCGCUGUAACUUCUAAUUCCUUUCGCAGCAUUCGCCCAGCGCACCUUGUUCGCCAUUGCCGUCCCCUAAGCCCUCGGCCGCGUACCAUUAUCUCACCUUUGCUAACCGCGUUCGUUGCGCGCGCAGCGUCCCAAUCGUAACAGAACCGUCGAUUUGAAGCACAGAUCCCUCUUUUCUCUCGUUUCCGAAUAAGCGUCUGCCGUCUCUCGCCUGGCGACAGUGUAGAGCGAGAGAAGCGCGGAAGGCGCGGAAGGCGUGGGAGGCGUGGGAGGCAGAAUGGAGGGCGGCAGGGGAUGGGAGGAUCUGCUGCAGAGGAGCCAGCAGCAGCUCUCGCGAUUCGCCGCGACAGAGUCCGAAUUCCCUCCCAUCCAGCGGAGUCUGGACCAGCUGGAGGUGCUGUCGCAGCAGCUACGGGCGCGCACGUCGCGGCUGGACGCAGUCACAGAGACCAACGCCGCCACGCGUCUGUUGGCGCGCGAGGGCAUUAAUGCGGAGCAGCUGACCAAAGACCUCCGAUCCGUGCAGCUCAAGACGACGUUUGAGGAUGUGCUACCAGUGGACGCAGCUAGCGUGGAGGAAUACCUCACCCAGGUGCACGAGACCAGUCUGGUGAUGGCGGUGCAGGCAGCAGUGCGCGAGAACACCGCCUCCUUCGAUUCCUUCAUGGCUCAAGCCAUCCAGGACGACUGGCAGCGCGAGAAGCGCGACCUGCUCCACGGGCUCACCCGCCUCCAACCUUCCUCCUUCUCCUCUGGUGGUGCUGGUGGUGGUGGUGCUGCUACGCCUGUCAAGGCCCUCAUGCCUCGUUUCCAGUCCCCACUCUCUCCUGCUGCUGCUGCUGCUGCUGCUGCUGCUGCUGCUGCGGCGUCUCCUGCGGGGUUUGCGUCGCCAGGGGGGGACAGGCGGGGGGCGGGGGCAGGAGGGGUGGGGGAGGCGAGGGAGGUGGCGUAUGCGCAGGUGGUGGGGGAGAUGAAUGCGGCCGCGGAGCAAGGGGUGGUGCUGAAGGUUGCGACUGCCAUGGGGGCGGCAUAUGAGCGUGCAGCAGGGGGGGAGGCGAGGGGCGAGGAGCAGCAAUCGGUGGGCACGCGGCAGAUCUGGCAGCUGGUGCAGGGCCUAUUGGGGGAGGACGAGCAGCAGCAGUCAGCAUCAGCACCAUCAUCAUCAGCAGCAGCAGCGGCCUCGUUCCUGCCUGCUGACCGCAUGGGCAUGGUGGGGGGGGCAAGGCGGCACCUGGAGAAGGGCCAUGCGCAGUACAUGCUCAAUGUGAUCCAGUCACACCCCAACGAGGCAUCACUGGGCGGCUCCACUGGCAGUCUUCACCGCGUGCGAGCCUUCCUCAGAGUGCGGCUGCGCGAUCAGGGCCCGUUGGACUUUGACGCCACGCCAACCACCCGCCUGCCGCCGCUCGACACCACAUGGCACCAGAUCUUCUACUGCCUUCGCUCCGGCUUCACCAACGAUGCUCUGCACGUCGCUCAAACCUCCCGCUCCGCCCGUGCCUUCGCUCCCCUGCUUGCCACGUGGCUCUCAUCCAACGGCUCGAUCAACCCCGCCACGUCAACAGCAGCAGCAGACGAGUGCGACCGCAUGGCUCGCACAGCUUCCCACGCUGCCCUCUCCCGGCCAGGCGCACCCUUCGCAGGAGCGGGCGCAGCAGGGGGCGGAGUAGAUCGACGCAAGCUGCUGCUAUACGUGCUCAUCUCAGGGCGAAAGGCCCUGGCGGAUCGGCUGCUACGCGAGGCCCCAUCCCUCUUUCCCACCAUAGAGGACUUUAUGUGGUUCCAUCUCGCUAUCCUGCGCCAAGCAGGGCCCGCCUCUCGCUCCCAAACCUCCCCUGGUGGUCUUGCAUUCCCCGGUCGGGAUCUAGGGGGUUUGGGGACCGGAGUUGGUGGGUUCGGGUCUGCUGGUGCAGAUGCUGCUGCUUCUGCUGCUGCUGCUAGUGGGGUGUAUUGCACCCUUGAGGGCCUACAGGCGUACCUGUCCCGGUUCGACCCGUCCUAUUACACCAAGAAUGGCAAGGACCCCCUGGUCUACCCCUACGUGCUGCUGCUGAGCCUACAGCUGCAUGCGGCGGUGGUAUACCACCUGGAGAGCAUCGAUGUGGUGGACGCGGUGCACCUAGGGAUUGCCUUGGCCCACUCUGGCUGCCUGCAGCUGUCGCUGAGAGGAAGCGGUAGGGGAGCAGGAGCGGGAGGGGGAGGAGCAGCGUCGGUGGUGGACGCAGAAGCGGACGUGGCGGGGAUCAUUCGCAAGUACGCGGUGUCUGUGUUCCUGAGAGCCGGAGACGUGCGCACGGCCCUGGAGUACUUUGCUGUCGCUGCUGAUGUGAUCGCAGGGGGGGGGGUGGCAGGCAGAGGAGGCGCCAACACGACUAGGGAGCAGAGGAGACGCAGGGCGACGGUGAUGGAGGCAACGGUUAGAGAGGUGCUGAGGAGCAAGAGAGGGAUUGAGGAGCUGCUGGGGAGUGGAGGAGGGAUCGGGGGAGCGGAGGUGGUGGGAGUGGGAGGAGGAGGAGGGGGAGGCGGGGGGUCGCUGGGGCGGUUUGUGGCGGAGGAAGGGGCGCAGAGGCAGGUGGUGCUGGGUGCGGCGAAGGACUGCCAAGACAUGGGGCAGGAUGAGGAGGCCAUUCACCUGUACCGGUGGGCGCGUGCCCCAGCCGCUGCUCUGCUCCUCGUGAACGACCGCUUCUCCCAGGCGCUGGCAGCUGUGGCAGCAGCAGCAGGGGCUGGUAGCACCGACAGCACGGCAGUGAGAGCGGCAUCUGCUCAUGCUGCUCUGGGGAACCAGAUCAUUGGGGAGGCUCCUCCUGCCGCCACUGCUGCUGCUGCUGGUAGCGCUGCUGCUGCACUGCCAGCCGGGGCAAGUUUCCCUGAUCGCUCAUCACUUGCAGAGCAGCAGGUGGCCUUCCGCCAGCUAGAGUCCAUAUUCCGCUUCUACCUGGACUACGCCUCCUCGCGCCUCCCCUCAGCGCUCCAGCACCUCUCCGGCCUCCCCUUCCUGCCCUUUGCUGGCCGCUCUCCUGUCGCCUGUGCUGCCGUGCUGCCGAGCCUGCACCGAGCUGUGGAGGACCGGCUGCCGAAGCUGCUGGAGGACGUGCUGUCUUGCCUGGAUCGGCUGCCGGAUGCCGAUCCUAACGUGCGGGCGCUGAGGAAUAAUGUACUCAACCUUGUAGCAGGCACGCUGCACCGCAACUGGCCUCAGCACAUAUACGAGCUUGCAGCGCGCAUGCACUCCGUGCCUCUAGCAUGAGCCUGGCAGUGGCAGUGUGCUUCUGUGUGAUUAGAGACGACUUUUUGUCAAAGUGAACCACGUGUUUAGGGUGGCCAGGAUCUAGAGUUGGUGGAACCACGAGUAAAAGUCAGCGGAAGACUUAACACCUUGUAUUGGAAAUGUCCGAAAUGACAAGGAUAAUCAUAAUGGAUAAGAGAAACAUAUUUAUAGUUUAGGAAGUGCCUAUUCAGAUGUACCUCAUUCUCUGCCCAUACCUUCAUCCCUCUCUGCCCAUCCCUUCAUCCCUCUCUGCCCAUCCCUUCACCCCUCUCUGCCCAUUUCUACAUCCCUCUCUGCACAUUCCUUCAUCCCUCUCUGCCCAUCCCUUCAUCCCUCUCUGCCCAUUCCUUCAUCCCUCUCUGCACAUUCCUUCAUCCCUCUCUGCCCAUUCGUUCAUCCCUCUCUGCCCAUUCCUACAUCCCUCUCUGCCCAUUCCUACAUCCCUCUCUGCCCAUUCCGACAUCCCUCUCUGCCCAUUCGUUCAUCCCUCUCUGCCCAUCCCUUCAUCCCUCUCUGCCCAUCCCUUCAUCCCUCUCUGCCCAUACCUUCAUCCCUCUCUGCCCAUACCUGCAUCCCUCUCUGCCCAUUCCUUCAUCCCUCUCUGCCCAUUCCUUCAUCCCUCUCUGCCCAUACCUUCAUCCCUCUCUGCCCAUACCUUCAUCCCUCUCUGCCCAUACCUUCAUCCCUCUCUGCCCAUACCUUCAUCCCUCUCUGCCCAUUCCUUCAUCCCUCUCUGCCCAUUCCUACAUCCCUCUCUGCCCAUACCUUCAUCCCUCUCUGCCCAUUCCUUCAUCCCUCUCUGCCCAUCCCU
Molecule: messenger RNA, 4283 nt
Organism: Closterium sp. NIES-67
Lineage: Eukaryota; Viridiplantae; Streptophyta; Zygnematophyceae; Desmidiales; Closteriaceae
Source: the annotation of a GenBank genome assembly